Centropristis striata (black sea bass) is the source of this 1947-nucleotide messenger RNA. RefSeq names its product store-operated calcium entry-associated regulatory factor (gene saraf). The coding region runs from base 210 to 1223 and encodes 337 amino acids. Gene Ontology annotation, biological process: regulation of store-operated calcium entry. NCBI's taxonomy places the organism in Eukaryota, Metazoa, Chordata, Actinopteri, Perciformes, Serranidae. The record is from RefSeq and is a predicted model, not a curated record. Gene Ontology annotation, cellular component: endoplasmic reticulum membrane. The transcript has 7 exons.
AGAAACGCAACCUGAACGCAAAAAACAAAUGACGCAACAAGGAAGCUUAGGUUCAAGCAAAUAUACUGUACUAGAUAUAGUUUAGAUAGGUAUAGUACAGGGGUUUCACAAACAGGUGGAGGUGUAACGUAACGCGAAGUGACAGUUUUGUCACGUCAGUUAGUUGUUGAAGCAACGGAGACUGUCAGAGCUCUGGACACUAGAAGAAAAUGAAACUGUGUAUUGCAGUUGUGUUGCAGUUUCUGUUGGUAGGACACAUCAAGAGCUGGGAUGACGGCAGUGUGAUUCUGCGGGACGUCCAGGUGUUGACUCUGUACAAGGAUCGCUAUACGACAGCUAGGCGUUCCAGCCCAGUUCCUCAGCUUCAGUGUGUUGGAGGCUCUGCAGGAUGCCAGGCCUUUGUCCCAAUGGUGGUCCAGUGUCAAAACAAAGGCUGGGAUGGAGUGGAUGUACAGUGGGAGUGUAAGGCUGAUAUGGACAAUGCCUACCGAUUUGGCCGCAUUGAGGUGAGCUGUGAGGGCUACAGUCACCCUGCUGAUGCCCACAUCCUCAAGGGCUCCUGUGGGCUGGAGUACACACUGGAACUGACUGAAGAGGGCCGGAGGACCACACAAGGAGACUGGGGCUCCCAAAGUGGAUCCAAGGGAUUUGGAGGUCUCGGGGGCUUUGCUUCCAGUUUCUUCAAUGGUUUCUCUGGAAACAAGCAUCAACAUCGCCAGCAGAGCCAUCAGAGCCAUCAGAGCAGCGAGGACUCAGGAAGCCUGCUGGUGGUCGCUGUGCUUCUGCUCUUAGCCUACGGUGUCUACAAGCUGUUCCUCAGUGGGAACAUGGCCCACUGGGGGCAGCACAGCGGGCAAGCUGGUUUCCCCGGAGAUAAUCACCAUGGCUCCACCGGAGGACCACCUCCCCCUGGAUUCAAACCUGACUUCUUAGGUAAUCCUGGAGCCAACCCAGGCUAUGGUUUCCACAGUGACUACACUCAUGGACAACAGUACCCAAGACAUCAAGCUCCCCCUGGCACUGGUACUGGCACUGGUGGAGGCUUCUGGACCGGCAUGGGAACAGGAGGGUUGCUGGGUUAUCUCUUUGGUCGUCAGAGGAGCCAGCCCCACAACUUUAACUACUCCCCGUUCACUGACAGCAGACAUCGUCCUGCUGGAGGUUCCACCUCUUCCUCUGGGACUCGCACUGCCUCAGGUUUUGGCGGAACCAAGAGAAGAUAGAAGAUGCGGACGGAUAAGGGACGGCACUGAGCUGGUCAGUGUCGGCUUGUGGAAAAGCCCCUCAGUGAGAGAAGACAUUCUCUUUAUGUAUUUGUCCAACAACAUAAUAACGUUGUUACUCUUUUCUACAUUCCUCUGAAGGGGAUACUUUGAUGUCAGCUACUCCCAGAAAGCGCUGUUUUUUGUAUGUAAAAGUUUGGUUUGAGCAUAAUGCUGGUUUCACACUGGAGGCAGAAGCUCCACUAUGAGCAGUAGUUCACCUGAUGUGAACCAGUUGUUCAUUGAUUGGAUCAGCAUUUAGUAGGCAAGGCAUUUCAAUGGUAAUCUACUCUUUGAUUGAUACAUUUAUUUAUGUGGUCUUAAGGAUUAAGUCUAUUUUCCAACUAUCUGUUGAUUUUCUUUGAGUGAAUCAGUGUGCUGUACCUCGGGUGCAGAGAGAUAUCUAUUAACAAUGAAGCACCUUUUGCAUUCACAUCAAAGGCAGAUAUGAAGAUAAGAAUAUGUACACAACAAACAAGAACUAUGACAGAAAUGAUUUCAAUUGGGGAAAAGAACAAUGGAGAAAAAAACAAUGUUUUCUGUACAUUCGUUCUACCUGCUAGUAGCCUGGCAGCCUUUUAAACCUGAACUUUUUAAGUGUUUUAUUUAGAGGAUAUAUUUUGAUUUUGAGGACAUGAAGUGUAAUAUUUUCAAAACUGACUAAUAAAGAGACCCCUUGAUUUUU